This is a messenger RNA of Acanthoscelides obtectus, 654 nucleotides long. Lineage: Eukaryota; Metazoa; Arthropoda; Insecta; Coleoptera; Chrysomelidae. The record is from the annotation of a GenBank genome assembly.
AGCGAUUCUUGUAACUGACGUCAUCAACCCGUGUGUCAUCUUGAACCAUAUUAUAACCGCAUCACAUAACACAGACAUUUUGGUUAUGCGCUUGGAUUUGAUUACUAACUCGUCUUGUAAACCACAAGCGAGAUAUUCGUGUUAGUGGAUAUGAAUCUUUAGAGUAGAGCACAUGAUGACGCAGUAAUGACGUCACUGGUGAUUGGCAUAAUGUUUUGACGAGUGGCUUGAGCUGUUUUUGAGGUUAAAAAAGCAGUUCAAAAAUAUUUUUGUUAUAAAUGAAAUGUUGGAAGCUGGAUUGAGAUGGAUCUGGAGGGAAAAAACAACGAUGUAGACAAGAAAGUUCUGAAUGUGGAAGAUCUGAACAUAGAGAUUCUUCCAGUUAUUUACGAAAUCAUAAGAAGUAUUGAACGUGAUAAUCAUCACGAUAAUACAGCUAAAACAAGAGAUUCAGCGGAUUGUUCUCAAAAGGUUAUAGAGCUGCAGAAGAGGCUUGACCAGGCAAGACAAGAGAUACAUAUGCUUCCUGGCAUUGACUUCAGUAAAGAACAACAGCUCCAACAUUUAGAGGCCCUGAAGACCCAACUGAGAAAAAAACAAGAGCUAUUACAAAAGUAUCAUUUUAUGUACCCCUUUGAUACUCAAAAACCAUAA